ACAUAGCAGAGACAGCUCGCGCGGGGCCGUGCACGCGCUGGACAUUGAUAAGAAAAUUGCUAGACAGUAGUUAUAUAUUACAUAUAUGUCAUUUUCAUUACAGCCAUUGUGAAGAACUGGACGAAGGGAAUCGCGUGUAUCACACAUGGAGCGUCUUGGAUUGGAAAUUGCUAUUCUAUAGCUACUAUAUUUAACUGUUGAUACUUUAUUAACGGUGAUGUGGAAUUAAGAGUUACUGAGGAUUUUGUAGGCUACCGGACAAAGGACGGCGCAUGUGUCACUUUAUAUUCAAGAAUGUCCAAUUUCUUUCUUUCUUUUUUUUUUUAUUUUUAAAAAGUUUAAUUUGACUUUUAAGACUAUUUAACAGUACACUUUUACAUUAGAUUUUGUUAUUGACAUUUUUUGACGCAUGAACAGGUAUUUUCCACGACGUUCUCCAUACUUGUUAAUCUCAGAUAAUAUAAUUAGAGAUAUUUUAAUUAGUCUGGACCAUGUGAAAUAAUUUAGUGAGUGUACAUCACCAGCUGUGUAAUCCUGGAGUUUGGUGCAUUGCCGGGAAAACUCUUUUCGCUUUAAUCCGCAAACUACCUCUCAAAGGACUUCAAAUGGGCCGCUUGCUCCUCAGAAAAGAGACUCAUUCUGCUGUGGAGGGCAAUUUGAAUGUUUGCGCACCGAGAGGAAUGUCGAGCCUGCACAGCCUCUGAAGGACUCAACACUGCUGCUUAAUUAACCCGAUAUUUGAUCAAGAGCCACAGCCGCCGCUGUCCGGCUCCAGGUGCUGAGCGUCUAGUGCGCGUUUCGCUCAAUGCGCACUGUCCCGCGGAGCCCCGCAGCGGGACGGCAGCAAGAUGAGCUCGCUGAUCCCGCUUCUUCUCGCGGUGCUUGCGGCGGCGUGUCUUCGGAUCGGCAGUGCGGAGGUGGAUCCUCUCCCAGCUGCUGUGGUUGAGUUAGUGAAGGGUGGAUCACUGUCCUCUAUGCAGGAUCUGCAGUUUCUGCUGUUGUCUGAGUCCAUCGAGAUCGAGCCAGACAGUCACUAUGACAACGACACCAGCAGUCGUCUGCCACGGAGUCUUCUCGACGCUCAGCCUGCUCAGCAAGCCAUCUGUAAGGUCAGGACAGAGGUCAUCGAGGUCACCCGCUCCAUGUUGGACCGAAGUAAUGCAAAUUUCAUGUUGUGGCCUCCGUGUGUGGAGGUGCAGAGGUGUUCAGGGUGCUGUAACACCAAGAGCCUGCAGUGUGUUCCUGUACUUACACACACACGAUACCUACAGGUGAUGAAGAUACAGUAUGUGAACAAGCAGCCGCUCUACGAUAAAGCCAUCGUCUCUGUCCUCGACCACGUUGAGUGCCGCUGUCAGCCAGCCCCUCGUUCCACCCAGCGUAGGAAAUCGUCUGCCACCAUACAGGUAGCGCGUGACCGCUUGGGGAAAACUCACUUUAAAGAUGAGCUCCACCGCAGGGAUGAGCUCAAACACAACCAGAGGCUCAGCCUGGAGGACCUACUGAGCCAAAGCUGGCUGCCCAAGGAGAGGCUCUCUGAAUCGGGAGCACCAGAUGCCUUCCACCCCUCUGGAGAGAUCAAGCUGUCUUUCGGUCGUGACGGCUGGGGUCUGAAUGAGACGCAGUAUGGAGGGAGCAAAGGUCAUCUCCAUUACCCUGGGGAAAGAGAGCUAUCAAAUGCCCAAAUUGAGUCACAGGCUAAUGCUAACCAAAGUAUAACCAAUCUAACAUACGAAUAUGAGAUUGGUUUAAUGGAAAUGACCAAUAAGACUUUUAACCAUCACUCAAAUCUCAUGCAAGAAGUCAACCACACCAAUAUCGAACAUUUACAAAGAAAUGAACCCAACUUUCCAGCAGGGACCAAUCAGAAUCAUGAACAUAAGGCCCCACCAACAGAACUGACCAAUCAGACCGAUCAGCUCACCUCAAACACCACACAAAUAUCCAAUCAAAAUCUAGGAGAUGUGUUUCUGUCUUCAGAGUGAGAACAGUAAGAAUGUGAGACGUCAUGAGACUUCAGAUGUAGGGAGUAGAGAGGAGGAGAAGAGAAAUUCCAGCCCACAAGUGGAGAGAAAAGCAAAACCGCUAGAUGAAGAAAAACACAAACAUCACCUCAAAGUACAGCAAACAAGUACACAACAGGACGACAAACUACAACAGCUCCACCACAAACAUAAACAUGACCACACAACCACGACCACACAACGAACAGGAACCACAUCUCCUCCUCCACAACGGUCCCCUCCACGCACACCUCCCAAACCAACUCCUCACCCCACAAAACGGAGGAGAAAACAGCGCAAACGCAUCAGCAAAUCUGCCAUGAGAGCACUGCUCAUGUAGCACAAACACACACAGACAGAUGUUCAGAUGGGUGCUAUCUCGCCUCCCUAAAAUUCGGCCUAACAUCUCGUUUUGUGAUUCACGGAAGAAAGAAAGCCACAAGGAAGUAUGCUGUCCAAAAACAGCCUCCUACAAACUGCUGUUCUCACUAAAUUGGACCAUUCUUGCAGGUUCUUUUUCACAUUUCAUCAAAUGAAGAUUCUCUCUCAAUGCUCGAGCUGGAUCCUUUAGAAUGGACAUUCAAGCUGAGAAAUGGAACCAAGACUGGGACUUAAGGAGCAUGUUAAUUAGAAAGUUUGGAAGAACAUUGGAAGUAAGGAGGUUGAGAACAUUGGAGAAGAAUAUUGGAAUGAAAAAUAUAAUGCUGGGUAACUGCAGCAGACCAGAGUCUGUUCCUCUCUGGGUAAAAUAUGGAAAAGAAUGGCCUGACAAAACCCAUAACCACCAUUUUCCUCAUAACUACUAUCUAUCACCAUAAAAGUUUAAACCUAUGCUCCAUCUCAAUUUGUUUUAUUAUUUUUUUAUUUAGCCACUCCAUAUGAAAGCAGUUGACUUUUUUAUUUUAUUUUGGAACCAAUGAUAAUCAAGCCUUGAAUAGAAAAAAAAAAAAAAAACACUAGGAUUGAUGGUCAUUUCAAGAAGCAUUUGAUAAAUGACAAUUGUUUUUUUUUGGCAGUAAUGGUAUUAUCAUCAGAGACGACCAGAAAGAAAUCUUUUAGGAAGUGUCAAAGGUGACAAAACAAUUUGUUAUGUCAUAUUUAUUCAAAUUAUGUGGUUUUACCUAAAACAGACAGACAGACAGAAAGCUUGAUCAACUUGACAAACAGAAACUUUAUUUUAAUACAUUACCAGCCAAAACCCCAAACUACUUUUCUAUAAAUUGUUUGUUGAAUAAUUUUUUUAAUGAAUAUUUAUGCGAUUUUUAACACUGGAAAUUCACACAGGAUAAAGAAAGAGACUGUUUCUAUCUCUAAUAAUUCUUCAUACCUCUAAGAGUGUAAAGGUGCUACAUUAUAACACAAAAAGCAUUAAGAGUUUUAUCAUUAAUAUUAUUUAUUCUGUGUAAAUCUUCUAUUCUGUUCACAGCAGACACAGUGUUUUGUCUUAGUCUUACAAAUCACUCACCAAAAGAACAAAAUGUGGAUUUUUGGAGUAUGUUAAUGUUCAGGUCAAUGUCUAUGUUGGAUCUUUACUAAAAAUUCAGAUGGUGCAGACUUUGCACUCAUUUUAAUGCAUUGAAUAAAACUGAAACA
Molecule: messenger RNA, 3596 nt
Organism: Xyrauchen texanus (razorback sucker)
Lineage: Eukaryota; Metazoa; Chordata; Actinopteri; Cypriniformes; Catostomidae
Product: platelet-derived growth factor subunit B-like
Exons: 7
Coding region: 849-1985 (378 amino acids)
Biological process (GO): positive regulation of cell migration; platelet-derived growth factor receptor signaling pathway; positive regulation of ERK1 and ERK2 cascade
Cellular component (GO): membrane
Molecular function (GO): platelet-derived growth factor receptor binding; growth factor activity
Source: RefSeq, a predicted model, not a curated record